AUUCUCUUUCAUGUAAAGCCACCGAAGAGACCCAGGCGUAAUGCUGUAAGGGUGACAUCCAGCCCCAGCAGCCCCUUCAAAACCCCUCCUGACUCCUCCCAGCAGAGGCAAUCGCCCUCCCAGGGGACAUCCAGAAAGCCCUCCUCUCGCCGUGUGACGAGCGUGAGCGAGGAAAGCCAGGGGAUCAGUGCGAAGGAUAUCUAUGAUGCUGUGUUUUCUGGAAAGACUGCCAUGGUGACGGUGGUGGAGGAGUGGCUGUGCAGCUACAAACGGAGCAAAGAGGCAGGCCUGCUGGUGCUCAUCAACUUUAUUGUUCAGUCCUGCGGAUGCAAAGGUGUGGUGAACAGAGACAUGUUGGAAAGCAUGGAGAAUGCUGAAAUUAUCGGCGCGCUAACAAAGGAGUUCAAUGAGGAUUCUGUGAACUACCCUCUGAGCACCCCUGGUCCUCAGCUGAAGCGUUUCAAAGCCGGCCUGUGUGAGUUUCUGCGGGUCCUGGUGCGCUCGUGUCGCAACAGUUACGUCUACGACGAAUUUCUCUUCCCCUCCCUGCUGGCUCUACUCACCGGGCUGUCUGACUCCCAGGUCAGAGCCUUCAGACACACCAGUACCUUAAUGGCCAUGAAGCUGAUGACAGAGCUGGUGGACAUCGCUGUGGCCGUAUCGGUCCAGCUGCAGACCACCCAGCGGCAGUUCGACGUAGAGAACGGCAAGAAGCCGCAUGAGCGAGCCUCCGACAGGCUGGAGGAGCUGAGCGCCUCCAUCAGAGAGGUGAAACACGGCGGCACACAGACAUCGACCCGAGUGGCAGAUUAGGGG
Messenger RNA from Fundulus heteroclitus (mummichog), 816 nucleotides. RefSeq names its product cohesin subunit SA-3-like. Gene Ontology annotation, biological process: sister chromatid cohesion. The record is from RefSeq and is a predicted model, not a curated record. Bases 232 to 813 code for a protein of 193 amino acids. NCBI's taxonomy places the organism in Eukaryota, Metazoa, Chordata, Actinopteri, Cyprinodontiformes, Fundulidae. Gene Ontology annotation, molecular function: chromatin binding. Gene Ontology annotation, cellular component: nucleus; chromatin; cohesin complex. The transcript has 5 exons.